Encephalitozoon romaleae SJ-2008 is the source of this 699-nucleotide messenger RNA. RefSeq names its product 26S proteasome alpha-type subunit C9. Gene Ontology annotation, cellular component: cytosol; proteasome core complex; nucleus. The record is from RefSeq and is a predicted model, not a curated record. The transcript has a single exon. Lineage: Eukaryota; Fungi; Microsporidia; Unikaryonidae. The coding region runs from base 1 to 699 and encodes 232 amino acids.
AUGGAGGACAACAAACUCAAGUCCAACACAUUUACAGAUGAAGGUAGGCUCCCCCAGGUGGAGUUUGCCAUCAAGAAUGUAUCUAAGGCAGGAACCAUAAUAGGGUAUGUAUGCGUGGAUGGCAUUGUUCUCAUAGGAAUAAAUAAGGAGCCUACAAAUGGACCGAUGGAAAAGAUCUACCAACUGAGCGAUAAUAUUUAUUGUGCGUUGUGCGGGUUAUUUGGAGAUGCAAUGAGGAUCAAAAGAUACGCGCGGGUAAAGGCUCAGGAGGCUUUAGAGAAGUUUGGAGUGGAAUGCCCUCUCACAACACUAUGCAAAGCCAUUGGGCAGAAAAAGCAAGCUUUCACCCAAUAUGCAGGAACACGGCCUUUUGGAGCUUCCUUUCUGUAUGCUGGAGUCAUGGGUGGAGAGUAUGCUCUAUUUUCUACGGACCCAAGCGGGACAUUGAAUAGAUGGAGAGGAAUGUGCUAUGGGGAAAAUGAGGAGGCUAUAAACGGAGGACUUAAGAAUGAUAUGCCUGAAGAAGAAAUGGAAAUGAAGAUGGCAACUAUUGAAAUAUUAAAACUUCUCGGAAAGAUUCGAGAGCUGGGGCCAAAAGAAGCAGACCGAAUGGAGAUUCUACAUUUCUCCAAAGAGAGUAAGGUAUUCCUUCCACGUGAUCAGAUCUUGGAAUUUCUUGAAGAAGUUCAUGCCAAAUAA